UUGAGAAAAGCAAACAGUAUCAUUGAAUUCUGCACAUUCCUAUUCACACACUUCAGAUUUUAAAAAAUACAAAUCUCCCAGUGACAUUCUUAGCAGCGCAAAGAGGCUGUGAAGUACACCAAAUUACUUGUGAUUAAUUUUAAGUCAUUCUUUCCCCUUUGUAUUGGCAAUACAGCACAACUGGUAUGGAAAAGAAGGAAGGUUAUUUUCCCUGGGAAUAUCAUAAGAGAUCACAGCACCAAAGUUGCAACCACUAUCCAAGGACACUGCAUUAAAGACGAGUGGGAAUGUGUAUAAACUCCGUAACUUUUCCCAAGUGUUUUCCUCCUAAGCUUCGGAUUCUAUGUCUCCUACCUCUCCAAGUCUACUGGUUUAUGCAGAUGAUGUUCCUGUCACCACUGCUGGAUGAUGGCAGCUGUAACCCAUUGACCUUUCUAAGCAAACAUGCUAGAAUGCUUGAAGAACCACAACUGCCACUUUCAGGACAGCAGCACACUCUGGAUAGCUAAAGCUUUGACUUCUUUUCUAAGUUCUUACCCAAGAGACUGGAUACGGUUCCCUGCCUUGUACAGCAAGACCACAUCACCCAUCCGUUCUAAAUGCCUUGUAAUGGGGUUAAUUUUACGAUAUGCUACAGCACCAACUGAUAUUGAAAGUGGAACUGUGUAUGAUUGUGGAAAACUGGUCUUCAGUCCAUCAACUCUAUUGAUUAAUAUCAGUAACCAAGUUCAUGAAUAUAAAUACAAGAGAGAAAUAAGUCAGCACAACAUCAGUCCUCACCAAGGCAAUGCUAUACUUGAAAAGAGUUCUGCCUCAGGUUGGGGUGUGUGGAUCAAGAAUAUUCUGCAAACUCAGAUGACAUUUGACCCAGAAAUCUUCUUCAAUGUUUUACUGCCACCAAUUAUAUUUCAUGCAGGAUACAGCCUAAAGAAGAGACACUUUUUUCAAAAUUUAGGAUCUAUUUUAACAUAUGCCUUCUUGGGAACUGCCAUCUCCUGUAUCAUCAUAGGGUUAAUUAUGUAUGGCUUUGUGAAGGCUAUGGUGUAUGCUGACCAGCUGAAAAAUGGAGACUUUCAUUUCACUGACUGUUUGUUUUUUGGUUCACUGAUGUCUGCUACAGAUCCAGUGACAGUGUUGGCCAUCUUCCAUGAACUGCAUGUUGACCCCGACCUAUACACACUCUUGUUUGGGGAGAGUGUGUUGAAUGACGCAGUUGCCAUAGUCCUCACAUAUUCUAUAUCCAUUUACAGUCCCAAGGAGAAUCCAAAUGCAUUUGAUGCUGCAGCAUUCUUCCAGUCCGUGGGAAAUUUCCUGGGGAUCUUCGCUGGGUCGUUUGCAAUGGGGUCAGCAUAUGCUGUUGUCACGGCACUGUUGACCAAAUUUACCAAACUGUGUGAGUUCCCCAUGCUGGAAACAGGCCUGUUUUUCCUCCUGUCCUGGAGCGCCUUCCUGUCUGCCGAGGCCGCUGGCCUAACAGGGAUAGUUGCUGUUCUCUUCUGUGGAGUCACACAAGCACAUUAUACCUACAACAACCUGUCGUUGGAUUCCAAAAUGAGGACUAAACAGUUGUUUGAAUUUAUGAACUUCUUGGCUGAGAACGUCAUCUUCUGUUACAUGGGUCUGGCGCUGUUCACGUUCCAGAAUCAUAUCUUUAAUGCUCUUUUCAUACUUGGAGCCUUUAUAGCAAUUUUUGUAGCUAGAGCCUGCAAUAUAUAUCCCCUCUCCUUCCUCCUGAAUCUGGGCCGGAAGCAAAAGAUCCCCUGGAACUUUCAGCACAUGAUGAUGUUUUCAGGUCUGCGAGGGGCCAUAGCCUUUGCCUUAGCUAUUCGGAACACAGAAUCUCAGCCCAAGCAAAUGAUGUUCACCACCACGCUGCUCCUUGUGUUCUUCACAGUCUGGGUAUUCGGGGGAGGAACGACCCCCAUGCUGACGUGGCUUCAGAUCAGAGUUGGUGUGGAACUGGAUGAAGAUCAGAAGCAGGAGCCCUCCUCACACCAGGAAGCAAAUAACUUGAAUAAAAGCACGACAAAAACAGAGAGUGCCUGGCUCUUCAGAAUGUGGUACAGCUUUGACCACAAAUAUCUGAAACCAAUUUUAACCCAUUCUGGUCCCCCCCUGACCACAACGUUACCUGAAUGGUGCGGCCCAAUUUCCAGACUGCUCACCAGUCCUCAGGCCUAUGGGGAUCACCUCAAAGAGGAUGAUGUUGAAUGCAUUGUAAAUCAGGAUGAACUGGCCAUGAAUUACCAGGAGCAAGCCACCUCACCCUGCAGUCCUCCAGCGAGGCUGGGUCUGGACCAGAAAGCUUCACCCCAGACUCCAAGCAAGGAAAACAUUUAUGAGGGGGACCUUGGCCUGGGAGGCUAUGGACUCAAGCUUGAGCAAACUCCAGGUCAAUCCCAGCUGAACUAAUGGGCGUGAACAGUGCAGAGGGAGUCACAGGUAAGGCGAGGCUCAUGGAGGAAUACAAGCCAAGUUGGGAGGCAGCCGAGAGGAGAGGCUGGAAGAUGUCUUAAGAGCAUUAAUUGGAGAGAUUCAAAACCUUGUCGCAUGUGUCCUCUAGUGCCUGCAGAAACGAGAAUGUAUUAUCAGCCUCUAUAUUAUGCAACUGAAUUGACGUUCCUGACAGCACCGUUUUUAUUAACGAACUGGGUAGGGAGGGAGGGGUGGAGAGGGGAGGGAGGCAGGAGUCUAGCUGCUGGGAGGAUGAAACAGAUGUGCGGUGUCUGCAGGGUUUUUCUUUUCUGUGUGCAGCUCUCCAGGCCUUUCGCUCAGAUUUGGGAUUUUAUUCCCUUCAUUAGGGAGAGUUUAAAAAUAAGACCAAGAGUUUCUGAGCUUAAACAUGUGGCUCCUAAGCUGGAGGGAAUGCCCAGUUAUUCAGGAAGCGAUAUGUUUUAUAUUUUUAGAAGCUAGGCUGCCACUUGCUCUUAAUGAUCCAGGGCUAUCUGCCCAGACAAAUGCUGUUGAUACCACUGUUGACGGCCUCACAGAACCCAUGGCGCACAGAGGGGGCCCCCCUGUUUUCCUCACAUCCUUUUCAAGCUGCUGCUUCCAACGACUGAAGGAGUUGAUGGCAGCUUGGGUGUGCUCUGUGCUAAAUGUGGUGCCGAUUUCCACCUUGGUAGGACCCCUUUUGGGGAAAGUGGGGUUCUUGUGCCGUUACCAUGUUUCAGCCUUCCUGUCCUCACUUGCAUUCGAGUCCUUUCCUGGCUCUGUAGCAAGUCCCUCCGUCUGCUGGGCGAUGAGAUUCUAUAGCACAGGCUCCUCGCCACACGGCAGGAGUGCAGAUAUGCCCUGCAAUUCCAACUCACACAGCAGAAAAGCAGGGCAGGAGCUAGAGGAGCAGGGCAAGGAUGCAUGGGGACCACACGAAGGAGGCAAGGAUGCAACAUCAGGGCCCUACUUACAGGGCUGGGUUCAUGGCCCAAGGCUGAGCGACCAAUGCAAUAGCUUUUUUUUUUUUUUUUUUUUUUUUUUGUCUUUUUAGGGCUGCACCCCCAGCAUAGGGAGGUUCCUAGGCUAAGGGUCUAAUCAGAGCUAUAGCUGCCGGCCUACACCACAGCCACAGCAACACCAGAUCCAAGCCGGGUCUUCGACCUACACCACAGCUCACGGCAAUGCGGGACCCUUAACCCACUGAGCAACCAGGGAUCGAACUCACAUCCUCAUCGAUCCUAGUCAGGUUUGCUAACCACUGAUCCACAAAGGGAACUCCCCAACACAAUAGCUUUUAAUUCAGCUGCAUGACCUGUGCCUUUAAGCCAUUAAGAUACCUCAAACCCAGCUUCUCGAAAUACAGAUGUUAGACUCUAGAAAAAAAGCAGGCUCCCCCAGUCCUGGGUGCCCAGGCUCUGAUGAGUCAGUCUGUGUCUGAGGGAGGCAGAGGCACCACUGGCGCCUUCCUGGGGGCCCAAAACUUGGAAGUAACAUACACUCUGCUGUUAGAGUCAUCGGGCUUUAGACACGAGCCUUGGAGGGCUGGGGCUUGCCGCUACAUGCGUCUAUUCUCUUGCUUUCCAAACAGUAGAAACGAGGGGCACCAAUUGUGCUAUACUCAGCUAGGCAUCACCUGGUCAUUCCAGGUAAAUAUGGCAAAUGGCAAAGCAUGAAGUUUUCUAAGUUGACUUAAUCCUAAUAAAAUUUUGUUAUGAAGUA
This is a messenger RNA of Sus scrofa (pig), 4155 nucleotides long. Lineage: Eukaryota; Metazoa; Chordata; Mammalia; Artiodactyla; Suidae. The record is from RefSeq and is a predicted model, not a curated record.